Molecule: messenger RNA, 1562 nt
Organism: Nannospalax galili (Upper Galilee mountains blind mole rat)
Lineage: Eukaryota; Metazoa; Chordata; Mammalia; Rodentia; Spalacidae
Gene: Jund
Product: JunD proto-oncogene, AP-1 transcription factor subunit
Exons: 1
Coding region: 104-982 (292 amino acids)
Biological process (GO): regulation of cell population proliferation; regulation of cell cycle; regulation of transcription by RNA polymerase II
Cellular component (GO): transcription regulator complex
Molecular function (GO): transcription factor binding; DNA-binding transcription factor activity, RNA polymerase II-specific; RNA polymerase II cis-regulatory region sequence-specific DNA binding
Source: RefSeq, a predicted model, not a curated record
AGUGCUGAGCGGCCUGGCGGCUGGAGCGUCGAGCGGCCCAGGUGCUGGCGGUGGCCUGGCGGCCCCGGGCCGCACAUUCCCCGGGGUGUCCCCGACGGGCAGCAUGCUCAAGAAGGACGCGCUGACGCUAAGCCUGGCGGAGCAGGGCGCGGCGGGCCUCAAGGCUGCCUCGGCCUCCGCAGCAGCCGCGCUGCGCCCCGACGGCGCCCCUGACGGGCUGCUGGCGUCCCCGGACCUCGGGCUGCUUAAGCUGGCGUCCCCGGAGUUGGAGAGGCUGAUCAUCCAGUCCAACGGACUGGUCACCACCACCCCGACCAGCACGCAGUUCCUCUACCCGAAGGUGGCGGCCAGCGAGGAGCAGGAGUUCGCGGAGGGCUUCGUCAAGGCUCUGGAGGAUUUGCACAAGCAGAACCAGCUGGGCGCGCCCACCGCGGCUACCUCGGCGGCCACCGCGCCCCCUGCGCCGGGGGAUUUGGCAGCCACCCCCGGGGGCCCCGACACCCCGGUCUACGCCAACCUGAGCAGCUUCGCCGGGGGCAGUGGGCCGCCCGGGGGUGCGGCCACCGUGGCCUUUCCCGCGGAGCCCGUGGCUUUCCCGCCGCCCCCGGGCGCGCUCGGGCCACCGCCUCCGCAUCCCCCGCGCCUGGCGGCGCUCAAGGACGAGCCACAGACCGUGCCGGAUGUCCCGAGUUUCGGGGACAGCCCUCCGCUGUCGCCCAUCGACAUGGACACGCAGGAGCGCAUCAAGGCAGAGCGCAAGAGGCUGCGCAACCGCAUCGCCGCCUCCAAGUGCCGCAAGCGCAAGCUGGAGCGCAUCUCGCGCCUGGAGGAGAAAGUCAAGACUCUCAAGAGCCAGAACACCGAGCUGGCGUCCACCGCCAGCCUGCUGCGCGAGCAGGUGGCGCAGCUCAAACAGAAAGUCCUCAGCCACGUCAACAGCGGCUGCCAGCUGCUGCCCCAGCACCAGGUCCCCGCGUACUGAGCUCGAGCGCGGCGCGCAUGCGCGGACUCGCUGCGGUGGGGGGCCACCCUGGACUCCCCCAGAGAUUCGGCACCCCCGGACUCGACAAGCCGGACCCUCCUGAACUGCCCGGGGGGACUCCGAGCGCACGGUCCCCGCCCUCGCGCCGCCUCUGUCCUCCCCCACCCCGCGCGUGUUGCACAAGCCGGCGCCCAGGCAGCCCCUUUGUGUCGCGGAGGACGGGCUCCGAGGGGCGCGCGGCCUCACGCUCUGCCUUUCUCCUUUUCUUUUUCUUUUUGUGCGCUUUUGGAAGAGAGAAGAACGGGAGUGUCCUAUUCCGCCCUAUUUAUGUUUCUACUCGGGAACAAACAUUGGUUGAGUGUUACGUGUGUGUUGGUUUUUUUAAAGAAACGGGAAGAAGAAAAAAAAGACUCCUCCCCUUUCUCCCUCUCCGCUCUUGCUCCCCCUUUCUCCUGACACCACCCUCUCUUUUUGUUGUUUUGUUUUUCUUUUUGUUUUGUUUUGCUACGAGUCGACAUUCCUGUUCCGUAAUCGUUGGUCCGCCCGGUUUUGUGUUUUCAGUAAAGUCUUCAUUAUGCCA